Molecule: messenger RNA, 2480 nt
Organism: Daldinia caldariorum
Lineage: Eukaryota; Fungi; Ascomycota; Sordariomycetes; Xylariales; Hypoxylaceae
Product: thioredoxin-like protein
Exons: 3
Coding region: 229-2331 (700 amino acids)
Cellular component (GO): endoplasmic reticulum
Molecular function (GO): protein disulfide isomerase activity
Source: RefSeq, a predicted model, not a curated record
AAAAAAAAGUCCCUUGCCAACUACUUUCCAGACCCUUUCAAAAACCCCCCCUGUGCUGAGUCGCGCGCUCAGCUCGGCCGUCUCUUAAUCAAAUCCUCGAUUGACGCGACGGCUUCUCUCCCACGUCGACUUUAUUUUUGCUAUCUACCUACCUAACCUAUCUAUCAUUGGUGGUUUUAAUCAUCAGCACGCUCGUUACUCGCGACAACAAAUCGCAACCUAUUAGCCAUGAGGCUCGCCUCUCUCGCGCUGUUUUUCAGCGCCGCCGUUCUCGGCACCGCGCAAGCAAUUGGUUCAGAGACGAGCAGUAGUCCUGACCGGGAAAAUACAUAUUUUAAUGGCAAAAGAGUACCCCCAUUACUCGAGUUAACCCCCGAUACAUUCGACAAGGAGGUGAAGCUCUCAAAAUUCAUGGUUGUUAAAUAUUACAGUCCGUUUUGUAUUCACUGUAUAGAUUAUGCGCCCACCUAUCAGACCUUGUACGAAUACUACUACACUUCGAAAGCACCGAGCGACUCCGAAUCGGGAACGGCUGCAUCUUCCUUCGAGAAGUUCUACGAUAUCAGAUUUGCCGCGGUAAAUUGCGUGGCUUAUGGUGAUUUGUGUAAUAAGCAUGAAAUCACUACAUGGCCCGAGACUCGAAUUCUAAAACGUGGCGAGGUCGCUGGUCGUGUCAAUGGUGGUAAAGAUAUAUCUAUUGUCGCGAAGAUGGUCGAAGACGAGCUCGAGAAAGAAAAGCCUGGUACUCGCCCGAAAGAACUUUCACUUCCCAAACCUGGCGCAAAAUCAUUUCCAGAAGGAUCAUCCGAAACUGGAGAAGCGACCGAGAAGAAGGCUGAAAAGCCUGCGAAGGCCGAAUCUGACGAUGCUACUCCUGUGACGAAGUCUACGCCAGUGAAAGUGGACAGUGUGAAGCCAGCCAAGCCGACCAAGACCCCCAACGAGCAAGGAAUUUCUGUUUCCUUGACGGCCGAGAGUUUUCAGACUCUCGUAACAAUGACCCAGGAGCCGUGGUUUAUCAAGUUCUAUGCUCCCUGGUGUCAUCAUUGCCAAGCUAUGGCUGCCAAUUGGCAACAACUAGCUAAGGAGAUGAAGGGAAAACUUAAUGUGGGCGAGGUAAACUGUGAUGUAGAAUCUAGGCUAUGUAAGGAUGCCCACCUUAAAGGUUAUCCCAGCAUUCUGUUCUUCAGAGGAGGCGAGCGCGUUGAGUACAAUGGCCUGCGCGGGCUUGGCGAUUUCCUACAAUACGCUGAAAAGGCCUUGGAUAUUUCCAAUGGCGUCCAGGAUGUGGAUGCCUCGUCUUUUAAGGCCCUGGAAGAAAAAGAGGAUGUUAUCUUCGUCUAUUUCUACGACCACGCCACUACUAGCGAAGACUUUAUGGCCCUCGAGAGAUUACCCCUCAGUCUAAUCGGACACGCCAAGUUAGUCAAGACGAAAGACCCUGUGCUCUACGAUAGGUUCAAAAUCACGACAUGGCCAAGAUUACUCGUCUCGCGAGAAGGAAGACCUACGUACUACACACCCUUAACCCCUAGGGAAAUGCGCGAUACCCAUCUAGUUCUUACUUGGAUGAAGUCUGUCUGGCUACCUAUCGUCCCCGAGCUUACUGCCUCCAAUGCCCGUGAAAUCAUGGAUGGAAAGAUUGUUGUCCUAGGAAUCCUAAAUAGGGAAGACCAGGAGACUUUCUUGAGCGCUAAGCGCGAGAUGAAGCGCGCUGCGAACGAGUGGAUGGAUAAGCAAAUACAGUUGUUCCAGCUGGAGCGACAGAACCUUCGCGACGCUAAGCAGCUCCGACUCGAAGAGGCAGAAGACCGCAAUGACCAACGGGCUCUACGGGCCGCCAAAAGUAUCCGCAUCAGUAUGGACAUGUCUGACCGUAAGGAGGUCACAUUUGCCUGGGUUGACGGUGUCUUUUGGCAACGGUGGAUUCGGACCACUUAUGGUAUCGAUAUUAAGGAUGGUGAGCGUGUGAUCAUCAACGACGAGGACAACCGACGAUACUGGGACAUGACUAUAACUGGUAGCCCGAUUGUUCCCUCACGUGUAUCGAUCCUGGAGACCAUUUCGAAGGUCACCGCUUCUCCCCCGCUAAUAAAACCUAAGCUCACGAUUUCGAGCUUCGAGAAGAUCUUCUUUGACAUAAGAGUCACCUUCUCCGAGCAUCCAUACCUCUCCUUAGGCUGCAUAGCAGGAAUUGGUCUUGGCUGUGCCUCAUGGUUCAGGGGACGCAUCCGGAGGAACCGCGGCCACUUCCGCCUAGAAGAUAACCUCCCUAUCAAAGAGAUAAAGGAGGGUCUCCUCGGCAACACGGCUAACGGGAAGAAGGACUGAAUAAGCAUUUUUUUUUUCAGGCGAGGAAAUAAAUAAUUGAAGCAUCGGCAUUUGGGAAGACAUGAGUUAACUGGAGUUGAUGAUAUUCAUCCAGCGGGAGUUUCUGUAUACUACUUACUCUCUUGUGUUCCUUACGCUUUGCACAUGCG